AUACACUGAUACAACAGGACAACAGGGUGAGACUCUGUCUCAAGAAAAGAAAAGAAAAGAAAAAUUAGUCAUGUGCAGUGGCAUACCUAUAGAUAGAUAGUCCCAGCUACUCAGAGGCUGGGGGAAAGAAUAUCCUCACCAAGUGAAGAAUUGAGCUGUAAACGAUUUCCCUGUCUUAUGCAGUUCCAGGGGAACAGUCUAUACAUCCUGCAAAUCUAAAAGUGGAAAAACUGGGCAGCUAUAAUUUCUUUUAGGUGCUAUAUGAUUCUUUACAAGGCAAGCACACCCAACUUGUGAAAAGCCAUCUCCAUAACUUCCUUAUUAACUAUCUUAUGUUUAUUGAGCACUUAUGUUUUAUCGCAUCUAAUCUUUACAACAACCCUAUAAAAUAGGGUUCAACAAAUAUAUAUCACAAUUUUUUUUUUUUUUUUUGAGACAGAGCCUCAAGCUGUUGCCCUGGGUAGAGUGCUGUGGCAUCCCAGCUCAUAGCAACCUCCAACUCCCAGGCUCAAGUGAUUCUCCCGUCUCUGCCUCCCAAGUAGCUGGGACUACAAGCACCCACGCCAAUGUCCCGCUAUUUUUUGGUUGCAGCCAUCAUUGUUGUUUGGCAGCCAGGCUGGAUUCAAACCUGCCAGCUCAGAUGUAUGUGGCUGGCGCCUUAGCCACUUGAGCCACGGGCGCUGAGCCCACAAUUUUUUUUUUUUUUUUUUUUUUGAGACAGAGUCUCACUCUGUUGACCCAGGCUACAGUGGCGUGGCAUCAUAGCUCACAGCAGCCUCAAACUCCUAGGCUCAAGCCAUCCUCUUGCCUUGCUCUCCCCAGUAGCUGAGACUACAGGUGACUGCCACAAUGCCCAGUUAGUUUUUCUAUUUUUAGUAUAGAUAGAGCCUCACUUUUGCUCAGGCUGGUCUUGAACUCCAGAGCUCAACAAUCCACCCACACAGAAUGCUAGGAUUACAGGUGUAAGCCACAGCACUUGGCUUAUCACACUCUUAUUAUGUAUCAGGCACUAUGAAAAUUGCUAGAGAUAAGACAGUCAACAGAAAACAAUGCCCCUUCUUUAAUGGAGCUUACAGUAUGGUGGGGAAGACAUAUUAUGCAACCAACUGUAAAAUUUAGCCAGGCUUGGUGGUGCAGGGCACCUACUUGAGAGGUAGUCCCAGCUACUUGGGAGGCUGAAGCAAGAGGAUAGCUCAAGCCCAAGAGUUUGAGGUUGCUGUGAGGUAUGAUGCCAUAGCCCUCUACCCAGGGUGACAGACUAAGAUUCUGUCUCAAAGGAAAAAAGGAAAAGAAAAAUAGAAAAGAGGCUCAGCGCCCAUAGCUCAGCAGUUAAGGCUCCAGCCACAUACACGGAGGCUGGCAGGUUUGAACCCAGCCCAGACCUGCCAAACAACAAUGACAACAACAACAAUAAAAAAACAGCGGGGCAUUGUGGCGGGCGCCUGUAGUCCAGUGCCAGCUACUUGGGAGACUGAGGCAAGAGAAUCACUUAACCCCAAGAGUUUCAGGUUGCUGUGAGCUGUGACACUACUGCAAUCUACCGAGGGUGACAUAGUGAGAUUGUCUAAAAAAAAAAAAAGAAAGGUAAAACUGCAACUGUGACAAGUAGUAAGAUGGAGCGGUAUCAGGUGCUGACAAGCAGUAACAGGUUGGUCAAGAAAGACUUCACCGUGGAUAUAAAUUUUGAGGUGAGCUCUGCGAGACAAGCGGAAGUUAACCAGGUAGCUAAAGAGCCCCGGAAAGAAAUAUCUUGCACCCUGCAGCUAGAGAGAAGUUUAAGUAUACACAAAUCAAAGAUCCGUGUGAUAGUUGGGGAGGAAAAGAAGGAGAUGUUAGUUCUAUCGAGGCCUGCCUGAUACCUAAUACUCCAGAGCCGGCGCUCCUAAUCAUUUCAACCUCUCCCAGUGACAGAAGUUGAAAAGCCACAGUUGACUUGCAGAGAAAAGAUUUAAAGAUAGUGCGAUUUUACCAAGGAAGCCUCCCAGGAAACAAAUGUCAUCUUGGAGACUGCGGGAACUGGCAAAGUAGGUGCUGGAAGACCUCUCUUAGAUCCUUCGAACGAAACGUAGCAUUAACAUAGAGACCACGCGUCUUUGCCCAGAGUAGACAGGUGAAGGAACUAGAACAAGAGUAACCCAGCGAGCCGGACUCUUGCCGCAGUCUCACGCCCCACCACUGCGGCUGCGUGAGCCGUUCCGGAAGCGGAAACGCACGGAGGGCGGGGUUGGCUUUCAAGAUGGCGGCCCUCAAAGCUGUGGCCUCCGGCUGUGGGUGGCUUUUCCGAGGGUUCCUGGCGCGUCCAGGCGCAACCACGUGGACUCGAGUACCAGCUCGUGGGUUCAGGGAAGUGGUGGUGAUCCAAGAAGGGAAGACAACUAUAAUUGAAGGCCGCAUGACAGAGACUCCCAAGGAGAGUCCAAAUCCUCCUAACCCCUCUGGCCAAUGCCCCAUCUGCCGUUGGAACCUGAAGCACAAGUACAAUUAUGAGGAUGUUUUGCUGCUUAGUCAGUUCAUCCGGCCUCACGGAGGCAUGCUACCCCGAAAGAUCACAGGCCUGUGCCAGGAAGAGCAUCGAAAAAUUGAGGAGUGUGUGAAGAUGGCCCACCGCGCAGGUCUGCUCCCAAAUCAUAGGCCUCGGCUUCCCGAAGGAUUUGUUCCAAAGAGCAAACCCCAACUCAACCGGUACCUGACUCGCUGGUCUCCCCGUUCCGUCAAGCCCAUCUACAAAAAAGGUCACUGCUGGAACAAGGUGCACAUGGCUGUGGGGUCACCCCUACUAAAGGACAACAUCUGCUACUCAAGAAUGCCUUUGAAGUGGUAUCAUUGACUGAGAGCAGGGCUUCCAGAAAACCUGGCUGGAGCUCCUCCCACACCUCGUCUGUGAAAUAGGAGGCCCACUCAUGAACCUUUAGCCACAACCGCACUCCUGCUCUAUCCCACCAAGAUGGCUUGGGCCCUCCAAUGCAAAUGGACAAGGGACGGAGGGACUAACUUCAGUACCGUUGUCCUGCCCAGGAACACUGCUGGGAGGAUAGGCAAGGGCAGUUGGGUGUCCCUUGGCAGCUGUUGUGGGUUUUAGCUAAGCUCUGCUCAGGGAUAGGCUUUUUUGCCCAAAGGAAUGUAAUAAACAUGGUUC
This is a messenger RNA of Nycticebus coucang (slow loris), 3136 nucleotides long. It is a transcript of the gene MRPS18A, whose product is annotated as mitochondrial ribosomal protein S18A. Gene Ontology annotation, biological process: mitochondrial translation. The transcript has 6 exons. Lineage: Eukaryota; Metazoa; Chordata; Mammalia; Primates; Lorisidae. The record is from RefSeq and is a predicted model, not a curated record. The coding region runs from base 2237 to 2827 and encodes 196 amino acids. Gene Ontology annotation, cellular component: ribosome; mitochondrial small ribosomal subunit. Gene Ontology annotation, molecular function: small ribosomal subunit rRNA binding; structural constituent of ribosome.